GCACCGCGGCCUCUGAAGGCAUCUGCGCGCGCCCCCGGCCCCGCGGCGGCUCCGGGAGGAUGUGGCUCCUCGGCCUCGCAGCAACUUUUUGCGGAUUGUUCGGGCUUCAAGGUUCUGCGCUGCAAAUCCAGUGUUAUCAGUGUGAAGAAUUCCAGCUAAACAACGACUGUUCCUCCCCGGAGUUCAUCGUCAAUUGCACGGUGAAUGUUCAAGACAUGUGUCAGAAAGAAGUGAUGGAGCAAAGCGCAGGGAUCAUGUACCGCAAGUCAUGUGCGUCGUCAGCAGCCUGCCUCAUCGCCUCCGCGGGGUACCAAUCAUUCUGCUCCCCUGGGAAACUGAACUCAGUGUGCAUCAGCUGCUGCAACACCCCACUUUGCAAUGGGCCACGACCCAAGAAAAGAAGCAGUUCAGCGUCCAGCUUGCAGCCACAGCUUCUGCUCACCUUCCUGCUCCUCAAAUCAGCCCUCUUCCUGGCGCACUGCUGA
Sorex fumeus (smoky shrew) is the source of this 485-nucleotide messenger RNA. RefSeq names its product LY6/PLAUR domain containing 1 (gene LYPD1). The transcript is spliced from 3 exons. Gene Ontology annotation, molecular function: acetylcholine receptor inhibitor activity. Bases 60 to 485 code for a protein of 141 amino acids. Gene Ontology annotation, biological process: acetylcholine receptor signaling pathway. NCBI's taxonomy places the organism in Eukaryota, Metazoa, Chordata, Mammalia, Eulipotyphla, Soricidae. The record is from RefSeq and is a predicted model, not a curated record.